AUGGACUGGGACGAGCCGUCCGGUCCACUGCCAGAAGUGAAGAUUGGUUUCGUUAGACUGUCCGCGAGAGACCCUGAGCGACGCAUCGGCAACCUUUUCCACAACCCUGGUGGACCUGUGGAGCUACCAUCGGACAUGCUUCUGCAGAUCUCUCGAGGUCAGCGAGCGGUGCUUCCUGAAAUACUUGAUCGCUUUGAUUUCGUUGGCGUCGACCUUCGGGGCACUGGGCUAAGCGACGCACUACACUGCGGUCGACCUCCGUUCGAGCAGCUCAACGAACUCUACACCGAUACCAAAGAGUCGUUGGACGGGCUUGUCAAAGCCAACCAAGAAUACCGCCAGAGCUGUUUGACAGAAACCGGUAGUCCAUUGUUCGACUAA
Molecule: messenger RNA, 381 nt
Organism: Saxophila tyrrhenica
Lineage: Eukaryota; Fungi; Ascomycota; Dothideomycetes; Mycosphaerellales; Extremaceae
Exons: 2
Coding region: 1-381 (126 amino acids)
Source: RefSeq, a predicted model, not a curated record